This is a messenger RNA of Rhagoletis zephyria (snowberry fruit fly), 3579 nucleotides long. The record is from RefSeq and is a predicted model, not a curated record. NCBI's taxonomy places the organism in Eukaryota, Metazoa, Arthropoda, Insecta, Diptera, Tephritidae.
AUGACCGACAAGACGCUCGUCGCCGAGCUGACGGAGGAGAUUGGCUCAAUAGCGGCGAAGCCGACGCAGAAGCUGAUCAGCAGCCAGCUGUGGAAUGACCUGGGCAGGCAGCAGACGAAGACGUUGCAAAACCUGGCCAAGGCGCACAUCGAGUCCUUCAACUUCAUGAUCAACGAGGGCAUCCAGAAGGGCAUUCAGAACAUUCAGCCGAUGGGCUUUCAGCUGCCCAACGGAGACCGGGUGGUCAUACAGAUUAUUGCGUGCUCCAUCUUUCCCCCCUGCGUGAACAACGACAGCAAGACCAGCUCCAGUGCGCUCUUUCCCUCGGAGUGCCGCAUGCGGAAGAUCUCCUACAAGGGCAAGCUGAUGGUGACGAUGAACUGGAGUCUGAAUGGGAAGGUGCAGGACAUCAUCGAGGACAUCGUGGGCGACAUUCCCAUCAUGGUCAAGUCGGCGCGCUGUAACAUCGAGAAGCUGAGCCGAACGGAGCUGAUCAGGCACAAGGAGGACGAGGAGGAGUUCGGCGGGUACUUCAUCAUGAACGGCAAUGAGUACCUCAUUCGCAAGUUGAUUGCCCAGCGGCGGAACUAUCCAAUGGCCAUCUCUCGGAACUCGUGGAAGGACAGCGGCCAGUUCUUCUCCGAGUUUGGCGUCUCCAUUCGCUGCGUGCGCAAUGACCAGAUUGGAGCGAACAUGGUCAUGCACUACCUGACGAAUGGGACCAUCAAGCUGCGCUUCUUCUACAACCGCCAGCCGAUCUACCUGCCGCUGGUUCUGGUCCUCAAGUGCCUGCUCGACGUCUCCGACCAGUACAUCUACAAUGAGCUGAUCCGAGGGCGGGAGGAGGACAAGUUCUACAAGAACUGCCUGGUCAAUAUGCUGCGGCUGGUGCAGCGGGAGGGCCUGUACACGGCGCGGCAGAUUCGCCAGUACAUCGGCGAGCGGGUGAGGGUGCGCUUUGAGGCGCCCUCCUGGUACACCGAUGAGGAGAUCACCGACUGUCUCUUUCGGGAGUGCAUCGCCAUCCACCUGAACACCAACGUGGACAAGUUCAACCUGCUGGCCUUCAUGGCCCGGAAGCUGAUCGCCUUCGUCCAGGGCGAGUGCGCCCCGGAGAGUCCCGACAAUCCGAUGUUCCACGAGAUCUACCAGAGUGGGCACAUCUACUUUACGCUCCUCCUCGAACGGCUCUCCAUCUUCCUCACCAACGUCCGCCAGGUGAUUGAGCGGAACUACCAGCUGGCGCAAAAGUCCGCCUCCAGUGCCACCACUGCCGGCUACACGCUGACCAACUCGACGAUGCGCAAGGCCCUCGUCUCGAAGUACUUUGAAAUUACCCGGGCGGUGGAGUUUCUGGUGACGACGGGCAAUCUGCGGUCAAAGAGCGGCCUCGGCCUGAUGCAGUCCGCGGGCAUCAGCGUCAAGGCGGAGAAGAUCAACUUUUGGCGCUUCCUCGCCCACUUUCGCUGCGUCCACCGGGGCCAGUUCUUCACCGAGAUGAAGACCACCGCCUGUCGGAAGCUCUACCCCGAGGCGUGGGGCUUCCUCUGUCCGGUGCACACGCCGGACGGGUCGCCCUGCGGGCUGCUGAACCACUUUAGCGAGCUCUGUCGGAUUACCAACUCGCAGGCGGCGGUGGGCCAUCUGACGCGGACGCUGGUCGGUCUGGGCAUGGAGCCGAUGGCGCCGGGGCCCAGCGCGGCGAUGGGCCCCGGCAGCCACCUGGCGGUGCUCCUGGACGGCCGGCCGGUGGGCUUUGUCCGCCUGGAGCUGGCGGCGAAGAUUGCCGAGGAGCUGCGGGUGAUGAAGACCACCGGUGGUGGAAACAGGCAACCGAGCGGCUUCAAGGGAGAACGCGUGCCCUCCACGCUGGAGAUUGGCCUGGUGCCGCCGACGGAGAAGGCGAGCCAAUUCCCCGGGCUCUUUCUCUUCUCGACGCCCUCGCGGAUGGUCCGCCCCGUCUACAACCUGGCCACCUCGGCGGUGGAGCUGAUCGGCAGCUUUGAGCAGUGCUACCUCGACAUUGCCGUCACCGGGGCGGAGGCGGUGGGCGGUGCCGUGGGAGGGGGCGGCGGCGGCGGCGGUGGGCGGGCAACCCACCAGGAACUGAAGGAGACGGCCUUCCUCUCCGUCCUGGCCCGGAUGAUCCCCUACCCUGACUUCAAUCAGUCACCCCGCAACAUGUACAGCUGUCAGAUGGCGAAGCAGACGAUGGGCACGGCGAGCCACACGCUGCGCUACCGCUCCGACAACAAGAUGUACUCGGUGGUCAGUCCGCAGUCGCCGCUGGUCCGGACCAGCGCCUACGACCACUACCAGCUGGACAACUACCCGCUGGGGACGAACGCCGUGGUGGCCGUCUGCAGCUACACCGGCUACGACAUGGAGGACGCCAUGAUCAUCAACAAGGCGAGCAUGGAGCGCGGCUUCAAGGCGGGCCUGAUUCACAAGACCGAGGUGGUGGACUUGAGGGAGGUGGCGGGCAUCAGCAGUCGCUCCUCGGACAUUCAGUUCACCUUUGGCUACAAGGACUACGAGGAGCGCUUUGAGGGGCUGUUUGACGGCGAUGGGCUGCCCUUCGUGGGGCGGAAGGUGGUCCAGGACGACCCGGUGUGCGCCUACGUCGACCUGGUGAAGGGCGAGACGAAGCUGCACAAGUACAAGUCGAGUGAGCCGGCCUUCAUCUACGACGUGAAGAUACUGGGCAACGAAAGUGGUAGUGAUACGGUGGUGCAGCGAGUGGCCAUCACCUACCUGAUCCGCCGAGACCCGAUCAUCGGCGACAAGUUCGCCAAUCGGCACGGACAGAAGGGCAUCUGCUCCUUCCUCUGGCCCGCCGAGGACAUGCCCUUCACCGAGGGCGGCAUCAUUCCGGACAUUCUCUUCAACCCGCACGGCUUCCCCUCCCGUAUGACCAUCGGCCAGAUGAUUGAGACGAUGGCGGGCAAGAGCGGGGCGAUGCACGGCCUGGUCCACGACUCGACGCCCUUCGUCUUCAGCGAGGACAAUGUCGCCUCCGACUACUACGGAAAGCUGCUGGAGGGCGCCGGCUUCAACUACUACGGCACGGAGCGGCUGUACAGCGGCGUCGACGGGCGCCGGCUGGAGGCCUCCAUCUUCAUCGGCGUCGUCUACUACAUCCGACUGCGGCACAUGGUCGGCGACAAGUACCAGGUGCGGUCCACCGGGCCGAUUGACCAGAUCACCCACCAGCCGGUGAAGGGACGGAAGAGGGCGGGUGGUAUUCGAUUUGGUGAGAUGGAGCGAGAUUCGCUGCUCGCCCACGGGACGACCUUUCUCCUGCAGGAUCGACUCUUUAACUGCAGUGAUAAGACGCUGGUGCACAUGUGCCGAAAGUGUGGCUCGCUGAUCUCCCCGUACCUCUCGAAGACCCGUGCCGAGCAGUCCUCCUCGCUGGCCACCGGCAUCGACGACGACAGCGCGCAGAGUCCCUUCUGGACGUGCAAGACCUGCGAGUCGCCGGAGAACAUCGUCAAGGUGGCCAUUCCCUUUGUCCUGCAGUACCUCGUCUCGGAGUUGGCCUCCGUCAACAUCAAGGUCCACUUUUCUGCUAGUUGA